AUGCUGGCAGCCAAGUGCGGCAACACUGCCGCCGCCACCGCCGCACUAAUGGAGAAACGUUUCGCCCAGUCACGCCAAGAGCUGCUCGAGCAGCGCCACCAGGAGCUGCUGCGAAAGCAACGCCAACUUCAGGAGCAGUACACACGCCUCCAACAGCUCAGCAGGGGGCAAAUUCCACGUGGUUUCCUCAAUGAUCUCAAGAAGACCGGCUCGGAGAGCAACCUGGCGGCCAAGGCGGCCACCAUGAGCAUUGCCGCUGCAUCUGCAGGUGCUGCUGGAGGAGGUGUUGGGAGUGCUGGUGCUGGUGGUGGUAACGUAUCACUGGGCAACGUUCAGAUGUCCAGAGUGGGCAGAGUUCCAGUCAGUUCGACGGUGCACGGAUCACUGAAAAAUCUGGCCAAUAAUCCGAACAGCGGCACAGGCAGCACAGGUGCAAAGGCAGGCAGUUCUGGUCGUCAGAAUGGGUCAGCCGGUGGAACGGUAGCAUCAGCAGGAGGAGGAGGACCCCAAUCAAAUGAAGCUGCAGUCACCAAGAAGAUAUUUGAAACGGAAAUUCUCUAA
Messenger RNA from Rhagoletis zephyria (snowberry fruit fly), 561 nucleotides. Lineage: Eukaryota; Metazoa; Arthropoda; Insecta; Diptera; Tephritidae. The record is from RefSeq and is a predicted model, not a curated record.